GGAAGACAGUUCCUGGCAAACUUUCCAGGUAGUCCAUCGAUCGGGAAGAUGACACAGCCAUUUUUAUUUUCUUUCCAAGACGGAGGCUGUUGGGGCAGUCGCCGUGCUAUAGUUGUCACCGAUCUAUCAUAGCGAUCCCAGCCAGGCGAUAGGUUGAGGUUCAAGAAGCUCAAGACAAUAGUUAAUUCAUCCCCAGUGAGCGAAGAGCAGAAGCUAGAGACGUGAGGUGAUUACGCAGUAUCGUAUCCGUACGGGGCCAGCGCGCGAUCGAUUAGCUAAGCGCCGGCUACUGCGCUUCUGACAACCUAGAACAACUUUGAUACAACAAACUCGAUUCCUUCAGCAUAUAUCAUUUAUUCGGUGGUUAAUCAUUGCAAUAUGAAAACGUUAAAAUUUGUUGAAUCAGUCUGGCAGUCCUUCCGGACUACAUCUGGCUUAGAGCCGAGGCUGCUGCAUAACCUCCGCGUGACAGCCGCACGCCCUGGUGUUGUGAACUUCGAGCUAGAUAUUCAGAAAGAGCAUACGAAUCGCCUAGGUAUCCUUCAUGGAGGCACUAUUGCUAGCAUGGUCGAUCUCGGAGGAUCCCUAGCCCUUGCUUCGAGGGGACUAUUCUCUACAGGUGUUUCAACUGACAUUAAUGUGACAUAUCUCAAUUCCGGAGGUAAAAUUGGAGAUAAGAUUCUCGCAGAGGUUACAUGCGAUAAGUUCGGGAAAACGCUUGCAUUCACAUCGAUAAAGUUCACCAAUUCCCAGAAUGAAAUUUUCGCACGGGGGAGCCAUACAAAGUUCGUUGCUCUUGCAUACAAGGACCCGAAAAAUAUUGUUGAUCAACUGAAGGCGGAAAAUGGGGCGGAGGCGAAAUCUUGAGAAAGCCGCGACGUAUGCUACCAAGUCUGAAGUUAUAAGUUCCCCCAAGGCCGUAGUGGAUAGAUAGGACUAGACGAGUUGGAAGCUGACCGGGGCAGUAGCUCAUUACAGUUACUUCAAAGAAAGCCCAUAAUGCCUUGUAGUAGUGUCCGAACGGCACACAGCUCUUUCCCGUUGUAUUAAAUAGAUUGUAUAAGAUCAUAGCAACCCUGUGCUGUACAUAGAGAAAGACAUUGUUAGAAAACCCAAGUUAAAUGGCACAUACGACGAAGUUCUACACUUAAAACUCCGAAUUAAACAAUAACUUCAGGCCUUGAAAGGAAUGGGGCAAGCCGGUGCUCAACCAGAUAUUAGAGGAAUGACAUUUAAGCGUGAAAAUCAUUGCGUAACAUCCGAGUAAGAUGCUGGAAC
Molecule: messenger RNA, 1278 nt
Organism: Blastomyces gilchristii SLH14081
Lineage: Eukaryota; Fungi; Ascomycota; Eurotiomycetes; Onygenales; Ajellomycetaceae
Exons: 10
Coding region: 379-867 (162 amino acids)
Molecular function (GO): fatty acyl-CoA hydrolase activity
Source: RefSeq, a predicted model, not a curated record